Messenger RNA from Caretta caretta (loggerhead turtle), 4026 nucleotides. It is a transcript of the gene IL1RAP, whose product is annotated as interleukin 1 receptor accessory protein. The record is from RefSeq and is a predicted model, not a curated record. Gene Ontology annotation, biological process: signal transduction. Gene Ontology annotation, molecular function: interleukin-1 receptor activity. Lineage: Eukaryota; Metazoa; Chordata; Testudines; Cheloniidae.
CCCGCGGUGGGCGGGGCGCGGGGCGCUGGGAAGGCGCCGUAAGGACAAGUGAAGAAGCGGCGGCGGCGGCGCUCCGGGUUCGCUGGGUGCGGGACCCGCCGGCUGCGCGGUCCCUGGCGCCCCGGGGAAGGAUGAAGGUGUGCUGCCCCCUGCUGGUUACUUUAUGGGUGUGCUUGGCCACCCUCAGCAGCAGCUCAGAGCGCUGUGAUGACUGGGGAGUGGACACCAUGAAACAAAUCCAGGUCUACGACGGGGAACCAGCUAGGAUCAAAUGCCCGCUCUUCGAGGCCUUCUUAAAAUACAACUACAGUACAGCCCAUUCGGCUGGCUUAACCCUGAUCUGGUACUGGAUUGGGCAGGACCGGGACCUGGAGGAGCCAAUCAACUUCCGUCUCCCGGACAAUCGGAUCAGUAAGGAAAAAGACACCCUUUGGUUCCGGCCUGCCCUUCUCAACGACACUGGGAAUUAUACCUGCAUGCUCAGAAACACAACCUAUUGCAGCAAGGUCGCGUUUCCCCUGGAGGUUGUUCAGAAAGACCAAACUUCUUGCGUCAGCCAAUCAAUAAAACCUACUGAAGAGCUGUUCUAUUUGGAGCAUACUAACGAGAAGAUCAUUUGUCCAGAUAUUGAUGGCUUUUAUCCUCCCAGCGUAACGCCAACUGUCAACUGGUACAGGAACUGCGUGUUGGUGAAAGGCUUCCACGACCGAUAUCCCGAGGGCCCAGCGCUCAUCAUUGGCAUUGUCCGCAGUGUGUACAAAGGGAACUACACCUGCAUUGUGAGCUACACGGACAACGGAAGGACCUACAGCCUCACCAGAACCAUAAGGAUGAAGGUAGUAGGGUCUCCAGCCAAGGCAAUGCCACCGCAGUUUAGCUCUCCAAAUGAGAAAAUAAUCUACGAACUCGAAGCAGGUGCCGACCUUGUUCUGCCCUGCGAAGUCUACUUCACCUUUCUGAAGGACUCCCAAACGGAGGUCUGGUGGACUGUUGAUGGAAAAAAUACAGACGAUAUCACAGACAUGAAAAUAAAAGUCUCCGAAAGUGUCUCUACUACCGAACUUGGACACAAGGACAUCACAAGGACUCUGACCAUUUCCAAGGUCACACCCGAGGACUUGAAGCGCAACUACACCUGUCAUGCCAGAAACACCAGAGGAGAGGUUCACCAGACGGCCAUGGUGGGAAUGAAAGUUCUAGCUCCAAGAUACACUGUGGAAUUGGCCUGUGGACUGGGAGCCACCGUCUUGCUGGUGGUGAUCCUGAUCGUCGUCUACCACGUUUAUUGGCUCGAAAUGGUUCUCUUCUACCGGGCUCACUUUGGAACGGAUGAAGCCAUUCUUGAUGGUAAGGAGUAUGACAUUUAUGUGUCCUAUGCCCGGAAUGCCGAGGAGGAGGAGUUUGUGCUGCUGACCCUGCGUGGAGUCCUGGAGAACGAAUUUGGAUACAAGCUGUGUAUCUUCGACAGAGACAGCCUCCCCGGGGGAAAUACCACUGAGGCAGUUUUCGACUUCAUUCAGCGAAGCCGGAGGAUGAUCGUGGUGCUGAGCCCCGAUUACCUGACUGAGAAGAGCAUCAGCUUGUUGGAGUUCAAGCUGGGCAUCGUGUGCCAGAACGCCAUCUCCACCAAGCUCAUUGUGGUGGAGUACAGGCCGCUGCAGGUCACCCAUCCUGGCAUUCUCCAACUGAAGGAGUCUGUCUCCUUUGUGACCUGGGACGGGGAUAAAUCCAAGCCGUCCGGCUCCAAGUUCUGGAAAGCCUUACACCUCGCCCUGCCCCUGAGGAGCCUGAGCUCCAGCUCGGGUUGGAACGAGAGCUGCUCCUCGCAGUCAGACAUCAGCCUGGAUCACGUCCAGAGGAGGAGGAGCAGGUUGAAAGGCCAGCUGGAACCGCAGAGCUCCAGAAUGGGCGCUGCAGCUCAGAGUGGGGUGGCCCCAGCCCCCAGGUCAAAGACCAAGCACCGAGCCAAGCCGUUCAUGCCAUGUCAGUGCUGUGUGACGUACUGUGACAAUGGCGAUAAACUCAAGCAGAAGAGCCGAGCCGUACUCAAGUCCAAAUGGGAGACUCACCUCUGCAAGCCAGUCUCGGGCGGAAACAGACUAGAGCCCCCAGCUGCACAGCUCUCGGCUCUUGCCUUCUGCCAGUACCCCGAUUUGUCCAACAACAACGACUUCUGUGUUCUCUAGCUGAGUUCCCAGACCACAGCAGAGCCGCUGGGGAUGCCAAGCGAAUGGAGCAAUGAUGAGGGGUUUGGGGAUUUCCCGGACUGGCUUCGCUUCCUUCGACAUGUCCUCAUUCUUUUCCAGUCAAACAACAGCCAUGCAGGAGUGCUGGAGUGAUGUUACCAAAUGUUCCACUCAUUGGCACUUGAGAUGGGAGAGACCAUGUAGUCCCAAACUGAUCUAGGGACCUCUGGGGCCACACAGGGCAUGCACGGCUGGGCUGCUAAAUAGAUAUAAAAAGACAUUCAGUAUUUCCCUUAUGUUGGCCCAGGGAGAUGGGAGAGGGAAGAGUUCCUGUGAGGUGAAUCGGAGGGGAGGUGUUGACUAAACAAUCUCCUUAUGAAGGGGUACAAAAGUGUGACGUGAACUUAGGCUUGACCCUUCACCUUUGAAUCAAUUAAAGCUUCAUUACUGAUUUCAUUGUGGGCAGGAUCCAGCCCCACCUCCUGCCGAGGCCAGAUGGGUCUCUUUCAGUGGAUUCUGUGGUGCUUUUUCAUAUCCUUGUUUAAAGGGACAUGGUCACAGCUUUAAAAAAUAACCCCCGUCUCUCUGUAGGCCUUUUAGCAUGCCUUUGCGCACAGGCCAUUUCAGUGGUGGCCCUGUCGGGCCAGUUCCCCCACUGGUUGGCAUGGGCCUUUCACACAGCCACUAACAUUUAGAGAGAGGGGUGGCCAGCCCCAAAAUAGGCAAGAUAAGGCCUGAAACACACUUAAAAACCCCACUGUUGAAACGCCCUAGAUUUCAAAUGGACUGUGUCUCAUUAAGUGAUUCACGAAAAGGGCCCUUGAUCACCUCCCUCGGGUCCGGCAGACCUCGCCGCCAGGAAGUAUUUCCUCCUGUGCACCCUGAAUUCCAUUUUCCCAUGCUCGGUGUCAUCUUAACACCCAUUCCCCCCCAGCCAUGGGGUUUGCAAAUACUCCCACCUUCACCCCCUCAGCUGUCCUUUGGUGUCACACAUUGAGUUCUGGAGGCCUUUACCUGGGAAUUAAUCCCUCCCCCAGCUCUUUAAUCAGUCUGACUGCUUGUCUCUACGUUAAGUGUGGCUGUUGUUAAUUUGUCUUCUCUGUGGGAGGCAUGUGUUGGGAAUCCACUGUAGAAAGCGUGUGGCUGGUGUGGCUACCAGCCCAGAGGCUCGGUUGGGGUCAAUGGGCGCAGCUGCAUUGAAGUCAUUGAGUCAGUGCUGAGGGUCUGGCCUACAUCUGCCUCCAAUUAAUACUGCCAGAGCACAGUGACCCUCCCGUCACUCUCUGAAAGAUGGACAGGUGGCAUUCAUUCCACAACCUCUCUCCUGUGCCAAAUUUUAUACCCUUUUUCUGUCAUUAGGAGAUUGAACAUAACCCCAGGGGCUUUCCCAUUAUGAUUCAUGAGGAACUAAAAAACGUAGAGAGCAGCUGAGACAAACGGUAGGAGGAAAUGGAGAAAUAAAAACAUGGUUUUGGAGGAAUUCCAAAUGAAACUUGAGUCUGAAAUUAGCAGCCCUGUCUAGCGUGAAAAUUAGAAUAUUCUUAAGGUCUCGCCCAUCAUUCCACCCACCGCAGAACUGUUUCUGUCAGUCUCUCUCCAGUACUACAUGGCACCAAGGUUUACAUGACUCAAGCCAGGUUCAUAUAAAGUCACAUCAACCUUAAGUGAUUAAGUAGAGGAGGAGGAGUGAGGUUGUGUGUGGCAGGAGAGGUAAUAAACUGCAGAGAGUUUUGUGAAAAGGAAAGAAAACAGAAUAGCCUCCUGAAUUAGACAGUCCCCGUCACAGACAGCUGGAUGUGUCACCUCACCAUGGAUGAAAAUACAAGCGAAGAAAUGCAAA